This is a messenger RNA of Paramecium octaurelia, 1771 nucleotides long. The record is from the annotation of a GenBank genome assembly. NCBI's taxonomy places the organism in Eukaryota, Ciliophora, Oligohymenophorea, Peniculida, Parameciidae.
AUGAAUAGAAGGCCAAAUGGUUAAGAUGACAAUUUAAGUUGGAUUUUGAAGUAUACGAAUGAAUUUGAAUAAGAACAUAUCGAGAGCCAACACAUGCAUAUACUGAAAUAGGAACAAUUUGGAUAAUUGAAAUAGUCAGAUGAGAUUUUGAGUGCUUAACUGUUUACUUUUUGGAAUGGAAAUUUAGAAAACAGUAAAUUUAUAUUAAUGCCGAAUUUGUUAAUUAAAGUCACGCAAUAAAAUGGAAUGUUGAUGCCUCCUUAAUAAUAAUUUAAUUUAGGGAGCGGUGCAUUUUAUUUAUCAUUAUCAGAAUGCACAAUUACUUAAAAAAUGAUAGCUCAUAAAUCGCAAUAAGCUUUCGGGAUGAUGUUAUCAAAUUCUAUCGGAACAACCUACUUAUUUUUUUCUAAUUUUGUUACAUUUCGGACCUGGUACAAACAAAUGAAAUAGUUUUGCAAGCUCACAGGAUUCUUAGAAAAAUAUAAGUUAGGGGAAAAGAUAUUACCUGGAUUUUACACUUGUACGAAGAAGAAGAAAAAGACUCAAUACACAUGUUAAAUCUAUAAAACAGAUGACUUUGAAUAAUGUAAAGAGUUGGAGGAUGCAGUUUAUAAUGAGAUAUAAAUUUUACGAAGCAUAAGACACUAGUCAUUGUUAGAGCUGAAAAGAGUGUAUGAGAAUAGCAAAUACCUUUUCAUUGUAUAUGAAUAUUAUAAAGGAGAGACAUUAUUUAAUCUUUUGAAUUCAAAUCUUUAACUUCACGAAGUUUAAAUUGCAUCUGUAUAUAAUUCCCAUUUUAAAAUAGAUAAUAUAUUAAAUCCUAUCAGUAGUGAAAUUUCUUAAUCAGCAUUAAUUUUAUCAUGGUAGUAUCAACCCUUAGAAUAUAUUAAUCAAUACUCAACAUUAGAUGUUGCAAAUCACAUUAAUCAAUUUGUCAUUCAAAGAGUACAAGGUGAAUGACAAAUUAGAUUGGAUUCUGAAUAGGGCAGUUGAAUCCUUUUUGGCUCCUGAAAUUUUCGAAGGAAUAGCUCCAAAUAUUGCAACUGAUAUCUACGCUUUAGGGUGUGUAUUAUAUUUUAUGACAUAUUAUGACCCUAAAAAAUAUGAAGUAAGUAUUUGAUAUUUUACAUUUUAUUUAUAGUUGACAAAUGAAGAAAAGGAUUUCUACACUGUAAUGGAUAGCUUUGAAAUACUCACAAAUCGUAUAGACGAGAGUGAAUAAAAAUUGAAAGUGGGUUUCUAAUAAAAUCAAUCCAAGAGCAAUGUUAGUUCAUCCUAAUUGGAUUUAUUAAGGAAGAUGUUAGAAUAAGAUUCAAGUAAGUUAAUAAAUAUAUGAGAUAAAAGAUUAACAAUAAAAGAUGCAACUAAACACCAUUGGUUUGUUAAUGUGAAAAGUAAAAUAAAGUCAUUGAAAGUGGAGAGAAAAAGAAAGAAACCUCUUCCUAGUCUUAGGACUAUCAUUGAAUUGAGGGAAAUGAGUGAAAUGGAUGUUAGAAUGACAAUUAUUCAGCAAUAGCAAAGUGGAUUAAAUGCUAUCAAUCAUAUGAAUUCAAAACUGCAAAGUACUCCGUCCAACACAAAACGCACUUUAGUUUAUACUCAACAACCAUCAAAAUUAAGUUAAUAUGCAGGCAAGAAUGAGUUUGAUGAUGAUUACGAAAGUACUUUGUUAUACUAGUUAGUUCCUGAUGAGGAUCUUUCAUUAGAAGUUCCUGUUAUUAAUUAUAAAAGAGAACCAAAACGAAAACCGUCAAAUAUAAGACUGCUUUGA